UUUCUUUUCCAUUAACUUUUCAAGCUUAACUCUUCACCUUUACAACUCGAAAAUAGGAUCUUGUUAAACGUGACUUAAGCAAAAAUUUGAGAAAUUUGUUUUACACUUAGCAACAAAUUCUCUAGUUGGAAGUUGGGUUUAAUCAAAAUGAAGAACAAGGGUUUAAUCUUGAAGCACUCAAUCGCUCUUGUAACCAUUCUGGUAACCGUUUGCUGCAUUUUCAUAGUUAUUGUAACUUUUUCCAACCUUCCAGAGGCUCAAAACAAGAGUAAUCAGAAAAUGGGGUUUUAUCAAAUCACCAGAUCUAGAAAAGUCUCGAUUCAAGAUAUUAACUUGGGCAGGUUUGGUGAAAUGAUGAUUGAAAUGUUGCCUCAAGAUCUUGCUUUCACUGUUUUUGUUCCGUCCGAGGAAGCUUUUAAACGUGAUCUGCAUUUGAGUGUGGAUGAUAGUUUGAAACAAGACAGGUUUAAUGAUACUUAUGCUAUUGUGAGCCGUGUGUUGGGUUUUUCUGCUGUUCCUCGUACGGUUUGGUCGGUUGAUUUGAGGUUUGGGGAGGUUGUGAAUUAUGAGUCUUUGUCUGGGUUUAGUUUGUAUGUUUCGAAAGGUGUUGAUGGAAUGGUGGUUGUUAAUAGGGUUAGGUCUGAAAUUGUGGAUGUUAGAAAAAGGGAGAUUGUGGUUCAUGUUUUGGAUGGGGUUAUUAUGGAUGCUGAUUUUGAACAAUCGGUUUUAUCUGAGGAGGAUUGAGUGUAUUCAAGUUUUAACAUUUCACUCUUGUAUAUUCAUGAUGCAAAAGUUGAUGCAUUAUUGUCUUUUUUUUCAUUAGGUGGUUAAAAGUACUAAAAGCAAACGGUUUUAUUUUA
Vicia villosa (hairy vetch) is the source of this 860-nucleotide messenger RNA. RefSeq lists its product as uncharacterized. The coding region runs from base 148 to 744 and encodes 198 amino acids. NCBI's taxonomy places the organism in Eukaryota, Viridiplantae, Streptophyta, Magnoliopsida, Fabales, Fabaceae. The record is from RefSeq and is a predicted model, not a curated record. The transcript has a single exon.